Molecule: messenger RNA, 1676 nt
Organism: Stegastes partitus (bicolor damselfish)
Lineage: Eukaryota; Metazoa; Chordata; Actinopteri; Pomacentridae
Product: stomatin-like protein 2, mitochondrial
Exons: 10
Coding region: 110-1168 (352 amino acids)
Biological process (GO): mitochondrion organization
Cellular component (GO): membrane; mitochondrion
Source: RefSeq, a predicted model, not a curated record
CUAGCUGUCAAAGGGACAGCCUAGCUUCAAACAUGGCCCGACCCCGAGCUGCUGCUGCUUCUGACAGCCUCUGAAUAAUAUCAACGUUUCGCUCAUUUUAUUUAAAGCCAUGCUGCGGACACUGUGUCGGGCCGGUGGCGCCGUUUUAAAGACCUCCCAGCGUGCAGCGCCCAGGUUGUGGGCGACCCUGGCCCAGCAGCGAUGGGCCUCCCGCCUGCCCAUGAACACCGUGGUGCUGUUUGUGCCGCAGCAGGAGGCUUGGGUGGUGGAGAGGAUGGGACGCUUCCACCGCAUUUUAGAGCCGGGACUGAACCUCCUCAUUCCCAUACUGGACCAGAUUCGGUACGUGCAAAGCCUGAAGGAGAUCGUCGUCGACAUCCCUGAGCAGUCAGCUGUGUCCCUCGAUAAUGUGACGUUGCAAAUUGACGGAGUCCUGUACCUGAGAAUCUUAGAUCCUUAUAAGGCCAGUUACGGAGUUGAAGAUCCAGAGUAUGCAGUGACUCAACUGGCACAAACCACAAUGCGCUCAGAGCUGGGCAAACUCACACUAGAUAAAGUGUUCAGGGAAAGGGAGUCUCUUAACUUGAGCAUGGUCCACUCCAUCAACCAGGCGUCAGACGAGUGGGGAAUCCGCUGCCUGCGUUACGAAAUCAAAGACAUACAACUUCCAAAUCGUGUUAAAGAGUCCAUGCAGAUGCAGGUGGAGGCAGAGCGCAGGAAGCGAGCCACGGUGCUGGAGUCUGAGGGGACUCGGGAAGCUGCCAUCAACGUCGCCGAGGGUAGCAAGCAAGCCCAGAUCCUGGCUUCAGAGGGGGAGAAGGCCGAGCAGAUCAACAAAGCUGCUGGUGAGGCCCAGGCUGUGUUGGCCAAAGCAGAAGCCCAAUCCAAGGCCAUCCGUCUGCUGUCAGAGGCUCUGGCUGAACAGAACGGGAACGCUGCAGCCUCACUGAGUGUUGCAGAGCAGUACGUGUCGGCUUUCUCCAACCUCGCUAAAGAAUCCAACACGGUGCUGCUGCCGUCCAACACCGGAGACGUCAGUGGGAUGGUCACGCAGGCCAUGACAAUUUACAGCACGCUGUCCAAACCGAGGCUAAAACGCGACGGCAUAAAGACCAAGACAGAGGAGCCGAUUGAAGAGCCUCCCGUCCAAUCAGCAUCGACUCAGUAGCGGAGGACGCCGUCGCCGCUGUAAAAGGGAGGAAUCGGUUUUCCACAGUUGCGGAGUACAAUGGCGCUGCUGUGUGGAGAGCCUGUCUGCUGUAAAGACGCUCAAUCUGCUGCUGAGCACAGGAUGUCGAGGGACACCGGCAGCAUUCGACGCACAGAGACGAUGCUGAGCGGAGACAGAAACCGACCCAUAUGUUAUGUAACUUGUGUCGGUCAGGUGACGAUCCUGAACUAAAUCCACUGUGCUGUGAAUUUCAUCUGCCAGCCUCUAAAGCUGCUGCAGCUGCGUCAUCGCCUCAUUGCUUCUCCAGUGACGUUCGGUAAAUUAUACAGACGUGAUCAGACAGUUUUAGGCCGCAAAAUGUGUCUCUGCAUCAGUCGCAUCAAUCUGUCGUCGGUCUAGUCGCUCAAUAUUUAAAUAUACAAUUUCAAAAGCAGUUGUGGUUUGGGAGGAUGGAGAAGGAACUGAGGGAAAUUGUAGCCACAACAAAAUAAAAGUUUGAUCCGUA